Corticium candelabrum is the source of this 1428-nucleotide messenger RNA. Its product is annotated as gamma-2-syntrophin-like. Gene Ontology annotation, cellular component: intracellular anatomical structure; dystrophin-associated glycoprotein complex. The coding region runs from base 70 to 1368 and encodes 432 amino acids. The record is from RefSeq and is a predicted model, not a curated record. The transcript has a single exon. Gene Ontology annotation, molecular function: structural molecule activity; protein binding. Lineage: Eukaryota; Metazoa; Porifera; Homoscleromorpha; Homosclerophorida; Plakinidae.
GCCCCUUCUACCUUCUCCUUCCAGCGUGACUUUCCCACUACAAACAGCUCAGCACACAAGUCACCUGCAAUGUCUAACGCAAUCCGCACUGGCAUCUUGUACCUUCAAGACCGUCUCAGUGGCCAGAAGCAGCCGGUUCGAGUUCACCUCACAAAGCACAUUCUCUCUGUGCAAUCAAGAUGGGCUCCAGCAAGGAGAACACAAACAGUCAAGCUGGAGAGAAGCAGCACGGAUGGUUUGGGGUUUAGCAUCAAGGGGGGAGCAGAGACCCGGCGGGGAGCCCCUUGCAUCGUGUCCAAGAUAUUUGCAAACUCACCUGCACAUGCAGCGGAGGGAAUCGACGAGGGAGACUCGAUAAUCAGAGUCGACAACAAGGACGUAUCGAACGAGACACAUGACCAUGUGGUUGACAUCCUGCAAAAGGCAGGGAAGGUGGUGACCCUUGUUGUGCAUCAGGGACCCCAAGCGCAUGACUUUGGAAAGGAUUCGUGCGACGGCUGGGUCGAGUCGCUCGCCGUUCCUCUCGAACGUGCGAGUCUGACUCGAUACCGAGAGCCAUCGGAUCCGACACACGACACCGCAUUCGAGCUCUACUCGAUGGACCGCACUCUGUCGUGCAUCCUCCACUGCGAGAACAAAAUCAGUUUUUCGACUUGGUUCCACACGAUCCGGUCACACAUCGAGACAGAGAACACAUCGUGUCUCGUCCGAGUGAACAGGACGCUGCCACGUAAAGACAGAGUCGUUCGAAUCGGUUGGGUGGACGAGUACCUGCCCGCAUCGCACCACUGGAACACGUACGUUCCCAAGUUUCUCGUGCUUCGCUCUCGAUGCCUCGAGAUAUUCACAUAUGCACCACAGAGCAGCCAAGAGUGGCUACGACCCGAACGAUCGUACGACCUCUCUCAGCUCCUUGUCUUCCAGGUGCACGAAGACAAGCUCGUCGACGAGAACCCGUUCUGUUUGCAAGUGCAAACAGGUCUCGGAGAGGAUCACUACUUCUCAACCACAACAAAAGACGAGAUGACUGCCUGGCUGUCUGUCGUCGGUAAAACAACACGAAGCCUCAUACAAUCAAUCGGACUGAAGACGAUUGAUUGUAUGUGGCGAGGCCGCACAGCAAAACUCCAAAUUGAUAUCAACCAAGGCUUUGCUCUCAUCGAUACCCUCGAUGGGUCCACCAUAUGGCAACACACGUUUUCUAGCCUUCGUGCCUCGUCGGACGACGGCUAUAAAAUCGUGAAGCUCACAUUCGGACCAAAGCAGUCAUCACGACAAGAAACGCACCAAAUCGAAGUCGACAACGUCGUCACACUGGCGUACUCCAUCCGGGCAUUUCUCUCUGCAAAGAUCGCGUCCUAUGACUGACGGUUGCCGAUGAUGACAUGACGGUUGCCAAUGGCGACACGUCAGAGUGACGUAGAAAGG